Molecule: messenger RNA, 2704 nt
Organism: Hippoglossus stenolepis (Pacific halibut)
Lineage: Eukaryota; Metazoa; Chordata; Actinopteri; Pleuronectiformes; Pleuronectidae
Product: growth hormone secretagogue receptor type 1-like
Exons: 5
Coding region: 385-1725 (446 amino acids)
Biological process (GO): G protein-coupled receptor signaling pathway; hormone-mediated signaling pathway
Cellular component (GO): plasma membrane
Molecular function (GO): growth hormone secretagogue receptor activity
Source: RefSeq, a predicted model, not a curated record
CUCAGUUGGAGUCGUCUCCUGCUGCAGCUUCACCUCCAGCGUCUCUGCCCGACUCUUCUUCAGCUCCUUGUCUUUUGCAGUGAGCGCGGCCAGGCAGUCGAUGGAGGCGUUGGGACGAGAUCUCCUUUUCUUUUCUGCACAGCACUUGACCAUUCCUCUCAGUGUUGGCUGUGAUCGAGCGUCAUAGGAAAGCCAUCAGUGUGCGUCAGGUCUGUGGAACCUGGGACACACACACCUCUCCCCUGCAGGUUUCUCCGUCCUGCUCCCACCUGAGCCGUCAUGGAUCUAAUGGAGUAGGGAAACGUGAGCUGUGGAGUUAAAAACUGUAGCACGCCAGGCUUCCAGGGAAACUGCUCCAACCAAGACUGUCAGGAGGAGGAAACAAUGUCUGGAUCGAUCUUGUUAGUGUGUUUGACUGUGAUUGUGGUUCCACUGAUAAUCUUCGGCCUUCUUGGAAACACACUGACCCUUCUGGUGGUUUGGCUUCGCCCAAACAUGAGAAGCUCCGCCCACCUCUACCUGAGCAGCAUGGCUGUUAGUGACCUGCUGAAUCUCCUGCUGCUGGCUCUGGAUCUAUUGCAGAGCUGGACAGACUGGAAGUUAGGAGUCUUCGCCUGUAAGCUGACCAUGUUCCUCUCAGAGGGCUGCACCUUGUGCACCAUCCUCCACAUCACCUUUCUCUCCCUGGAGAGGUACCUGGUUGUCUGCUGGCCAAUCACCGCUAUGACGCUGGUGACACGUCGCAGAACCUGGGCUCUGAUUGGCUGCCUCUGGCUGGGAGCGGCUGUCAGUGCAGCACCAUUUUUGGUCAUGAUGGAAGUGGAGAAAGUGGAUCAUAUGGGAAAAGAGGUUAAUGACACAAAGUGCAGCAUUUCAAAAUCCUCAUUCUCCUCUGGCCUCGUGUUGGCCAUGAUAAUUCUCUACAACCUGUAUGUCCUGGUUCCCCUGUGCAUCCUGGGACUGGUCUACAUCCUGAUUGGACGGACUCUGAGGCUCCGUCCACAAAGCAGCCGUAAAGACAAGAGUCACCGACACACAGUCAAGAUGCUGGGAGUGAUCUUCUUGGCCUUCGUCCUGUGCUGGCUGCCCUACAUCGUCGGUCUGACCAUGAGCUAUGUUUCUCAGAGCACUCCUCCUGAAAGCACAGGCAACAUGGCCUCUGUUACCGAACCUGUUAGCCUCUCAGACUGGGACCUGAAGACACGAGCUCACACAGACACAGAUGAUGCACUCUGUGAAAACACAAACAACGAGAUCGACACACACAGUGAUGCAGACGCACACUUGGUGGACUCACAACCUGAAACGCUCACUGACCCGGGCGCAGGUUCUGAUGAUACAAGCGCACAUCAUGUUGUAUCACACGACGUCAGAGCUGGAGAGAGCACACACAACCUGGGUCCUCGCACUGAAACAGACACACACUCGGAGAUACACAAUACUACACAUAACAAGCAAAACACAACCCUUUGCAUAAAGUCACAGAAGGACACACUCAGUCUCACAACACCGACAGCAGGCACAAACACAUAUGUUGUGACGCCCACUAACAGUACACACAAUAACACACUGACUGACCCCCAGUUGGUUUUUAUCCUGGUCGCCUCGGUCCUCUCCCGCCUCAGUGCUGCCAUCAACCCUCUGGUGUACAACCUGAUGUCCGCCAGGUACAGACACGCUGUGCGUAGCCUCGUGCACACGCACUGUCUCACACCGUCUCACUGACUGAGCACAACGCUCUCAUCAGGACACUCCACAACCACUUUGUAAACAUAUAGGCACACGUAACAACAGCAGAAACACAAGGUAGCUGUGAUGAUCACUGGUGGUUCUGCAACGACCAUAUUAACAAACUGAAUUCAGCUGCUUUCAGACCUGCACUGAACUAAGAUAUCAUGAGCUUUGACUGUAGGAGCAGCUAACACUCUGCUAACACACAGCUAACCCUGCUAACACACAGCUAACCCUGCUAACACAGCUAACACACAGCUAACACACAGCUAACCCUGCUAACACAGCUAAUACACAGCCAACCUUGCUAACACACAGCUAACCCUGUUAACACAGCUAAUACACAGCUAACACUCUGCUAACACACAGCUAACCCUGCUAACACCCAGCUAACCUUGCUAACUCAAAGCCAACACACAGCUAACCCUGCUAGGACACUGCUAAUACACAGCCAACCCUGCUAACGCAGCUAAUACACAGCUAACACACAGCUAACCUUGCUAACACAGCUAAUACACAGCCAACACACUGCUAACACACAGCUAACCCUGCUAACACAGCUAAUACACAGCUAACCCUGCUAACACCCAGCCAACACACUGCUAACACACAGCUAACACCCUGCUAACACACAGCUAACCCUGCUAACACCCAGCCAACACACUGCUAACACACAGCUAACACCCUGCUAACACCCUGCUAACACACAGCUAACACACAGCUAACACACAGCUAAUCCUGCUAACUGAGCUAGCAGCAGUUAUUUACAGAUUUUCUGUCACAGUAACAUUCAGACAUUUCCGCAAUCUACCCGGGGUGGGCGGGGCCCUACCUAGCCUCCGAUCAGUUAGUUUAAGGCAAGUCCAGUGAUGAUUGGUUGGAGUUUUGGGAACGAUUUCUUGUUCUCUCUUUUUUGUUGUCUCUUUUCACUCUUAUCUUUUGGUUUAUAGUCUUUUAUUCCAAGUUCCAUAUC